This is a messenger RNA of Ctenocephalides felis (cat flea), 2789 nucleotides long. RefSeq lists its product as uncharacterized. The transcript is spliced from 10 exons. NCBI's taxonomy places the organism in Eukaryota, Metazoa, Arthropoda, Insecta, Siphonaptera, Pulicidae. The annotation marks the transcript as partial. The record is from RefSeq and is a predicted model, not a curated record.
AAACUAAAUCAAAGCGCUAUAUUGUUGAAACAGUCACAAUGACCGCAGUUACCGAGAGGCGAAUAGUCCGAGAGGCCUCCGCAGAUGCAGGCAAUAGGAACUCUACCGCUGCUGCUGGGGCUGAUGUUACGGAUUCGUCCACGAUGAAUUCAUCAGGAGCGGCGAAUGUUACAUCGAACGUGGAUGCAGUGGCUGCUUCGUUGAAUGGAAUAUUGAAAGGUGGAAGGCUGUGGAAAAGCACCAGCGAUUUACCACAGGAGGAUGCUACUAGUUUUUGUUCCGAUGACGAUAAUGCAAGUCGUAGAUCAGUUCGAUUUUUCGAAGAAAAUGACAAUACCCUCCAUGGAACAUCCGAGGACCGCGAUGACGAGACUUCAUCGAACCCGAACGACAACCAGGUUGAAGAAGAAAGGACGGCAGAAGAAUCAUCUGUUGAUAACGCACUUGGAAAUUACCGUUUAGUCGGAGGUGGCAGUACUUUAUAUACGACAUCAAAUAUUUUAAGGCCAAAUUCGGCUGUAAGACAGCUAUUUCCAGUGGUGGAUGAACAAACUCAACAAUCCAGGUAUCUGGUUACUUCUGAUAACCUUCGAGCGUUCGACGAGUCAAAGAGAACCAGACCGCUGGCUCCCGUUAAUAAAGAGACUGAUGAGGAGGCGGCGAUCAGGAGAACUAUCGAACGGAACGCUUUGAGGAGGUCGCUCAUCAAGUACGAGCCGAAGCGAAAACAACAAAAGCAACCUGAAACCACCAGCUUGGAGGAGAGGAUCAGACAGCUGACCUGUGUCGAGGACGACAUUGAAGAUGAGGCCAAACCGGAGGAACGGGAUAGUCCAUCCGGCGAAGAAGCCUCUGACACAGCACCCGCGCCCACUUCGAAGCGAAAUUCAUACCCUACCCAGGCGCAGCUGGCAGCGAAUCACAUCAAUAACCCGACUGGCGCUGGCGGUGCUCCAAUUUCUAGUUUCUCUCCCUGCUCAUCUAGUAGUAUUUCUUCGACGUCGUCGUCUUCUAAUAGUUCAUCGUCCGCUUACAGGAAGAUAACAGAACUGUUUACCAGAAAAUCGACUACACAUGAAAAGAUACCUGAGGCAAAUGAGCGGGAAGAUCAGGAUAAUCCGAUAGUGCUUAUGCCUCAAGGAAAUGCGAAUUGCAAAUGUCCCUCGACGGCUCCUGAUCUUGGCAAUGGGCAACCUCAUCAGCACAUGCAAUACGCCCCUCAGCCAGGAAUGCUGCUACAAACGGGUGCGCACGUGCCUUUGGCAAACAGAACUUCUACGGCAUCCGAAUCAAGGAAACAGUUUCUAUCGUCUCUUGCACCGCUUACGGCUUGUGUCAGCGCUAAUCACCAUGCCAUGGGCAAUCACGAUGACUAUUAUUAUCAGUUAAGUCGACCUGGCGAGCGUGUAAGUGUUGCUAGCAGCGGUACACAAUGUUCCGAAUAUAGUCUUGGAGACAUUGAUGAAGUGUUGAUGAAAACUAUUGCGCCUGCUCCCCCUGCUGUUGGCGUUCAACAGCAAGAUGGCGAGCAGGUGGCACCUGAUGUUAUUGCAGGAACCCCUGGUACUCCUGGAUCUCAAGAAUUGCCAAUCCAAGAUGAAUUAGCUGCAUUUGUUCAGCAAGAUGCUAGUCGUAUAGAACGAAUAAAGAAACGAUACGGUGCAGCAGAAUCUAUAAAUACUAACAACGCAAGUGGAUCUGAUGAUGAGCAUGAUGACUACGGCUUCAACAGACGUCCAUCUGUGCGGGGAAUCAAACCUAGAUUUGGAUCAACUACGGAAAUUCUACAACAGAUGCAAACUCAGCUACAAUCACCGCCGUCUACUUUAACCAAGAAUCAACAUAUACAUCCGCCAGCACAGCACCAGCCAAUGCCAAUUCAAAAACAACUUCCUAAUCAACCACUACCGCAACCUGCUGCUGCAAAUGUUGCGGCAGCCGCUGCUCAACAACAAGCACAAUGGUAUUAUCAUUACCAAGAUCGAGAUGGUAAUCACAGGCAUAGUUAUCACCAGGAAGAAAAUAUGUACCAGAAUAUCUACGAUCGCCAUCCACAUUACGGUAUGCACCAUCAACAUCCUCAUCAGCACCAUCCGAAUUACACGGCUGCAAGGAGUCCUAGUCGCGGUAGGCCUGAGUCUCCACCUCCUUUGAGAAAUUAUCACCAAACUAUGGUACUGAUACCGUAUAAUAAUCAAGAAGCAGGAUAUGUGCACCAGCCUCAUUACUCCACGAAUGAAGUACAUGCAACGGAAAUGAGGAUGCAUGAUAGGACCCAAGAUAGAUAUAGGCGGUCGUAUCCAAUGAUGGAAUAUCACCAUCAUCAACAGCAGUCUCUUAUUCACGUUGGCCAACAAAUGAUUCGUCUUCCCAUGCCUAACAAUGCUAAUGUGCUACCUCCUGGUAAUGCCCCAACAGGUUAUGCAUCACCUAGCCAAGUUCAAUUACACUUAGUAACCGGACCUGGCCCUAGACCAGCUUAUCCUAUGCGAUACAGUGGACCCCAGCGACAAUAUUCCGACUCUCCACCCGGUAGAAAUCAGCAGCCUCAAUACGCAAAUACUGCUGAGCAACAACAGCAACAAUAUGGAGAUCAACCCCAUGAGGCUUCAAAAUAUUCAACGUUGACCAAAUACCCUGAACGAGGAGUGCCGGAAGGCGCUGCUGCUAUCACCGUUCCUCCUCAGCAAGAUGGGUACACGAUAACAUCCCCGACUGGAGGCAGUCAGACAAACAUAGCACCUGCAACAGAUUCUUCGGCGCCGGUAUUCUAUGCGAUGAACGUCUGA